This is a messenger RNA of Sordaria macrospora k-hell, 849 nucleotides long. RefSeq lists its product as uncharacterized. The record is from RefSeq and is a predicted model, not a curated record. Lineage: Eukaryota; Fungi; Ascomycota; Sordariomycetes; Sordariales; Sordariaceae.
AUGGCUAGUGGCUAUUCGUCGCUCGGCGUUAUCCGGCGUGCUUCGGUGGCCCCCCCAAUACCCAGGUGUUCGGCGCUUAGUCCGUUGAGGCACCAGCUCCCUAUAACAGGUUCUAGCGACCUGGCACACAUCCUCGAGCUCUCUCCGCUGGACACUUCGGCGUCGACCGUCGUUCUUCGUGGUCGCCUGAUCACUAUUCGCCUAGACCAAACCCCCGGCUACGCUGCUGUCUCGUACGUUUGGGGUCUUCCGGAGUACACGCACUCAAUUACCCUCAACGACUCAUACACGUUGCCUAUCACGGAGAUACUAUUCGGCGCGCUUAGAGAACUUUCUUUGGACGAAGCAAACGCUGGAGGGCUGUCAUUAUGGAUCGACCAAGUCUGCAUCAAUCAGACAGACGACUCUGAAAAGACUUCCCAGGUUCAUAUGAUGUCGAGAAUUUUCAGCCAGGCAAGACUCGUAAUCGGAUGGUUAGGCCCAGCCGACUCUGAUAGUAACGAGGCCAUGGAUCUUUUCCGAUACUUCUCUCUCAACUCGUCAGAACCAGAAAAGGCAACACUGGGCCAGGCUUUGUGUCGCAGGUUGAAGCUGGAGUGGACGACUGGUCAAGAAGACCAUUCUGUGAAUCCCCUUGAAUAUGAGAGAAACAGCGCCGGGCUCGCCUGCGUGGGGCUUCUUUACCGACCAUGGUUCAAGAGGCUCUGGGUUAUUCAGGAGCUAGUUCUGGCGGAUAAGGUCCAACUUCGCUGCGGCUCUGCAACACUAUCCGACAGCGAAUUCUUCAGGGCGCUAAAAUCACCUGAGUGGAAAGCCCGGAACAGCGUUGGAUCUCUUCAAAGCCCUUGA